AUGUAUUAAGUAAUAUAUCUAUAGUUUAUUAGUAGGCUUCUCUGAUAUUAAGCACUGUUUAUUUGUCUUAAAAGUAGGAUUGCUUAGGAAGAUAGAUGUUUAUGUUUAAGAUGUAUAAUUGAAAGAAUGGGAAAGAAGGGAAUGAGUUCGAUUUAUGAAACAAAGGAUAUGAUUUAAGAAAUGAAGAUGAAUGAAUAAAAUUAACGAAUUAAGGAUAAUAGGGGAACAUGCAUUUUGAGCAUCAAAUAUAGAUGUAUGUAUUAAAAAAUUCACAAGUGUUCCAAAAUGGACAAAUUUAUGUGAAUUAAGGUCUUGAUAAAUAGGAGCAAAAUAUAGAGUAAAAAUAAUCCGAGCAUAAAUCUUCAGCCUAAUCAACAGUGCNCCUUAUGCUAGACUUAAAUAAUUAUGGAUAUAUAUUAUAUGUAGAUUUAUUUCCAAUUAUUUGUAUUUCAUUUAAAUCUUUUCGAAGAAGCCGUCGAGAGUUUUGCCUUAAUCCUUGGAAUAACAUCGGAUCAUCCUUUGAUAAAUUUACUAAUGGGUAUGGUUUAAUUAGAAUGAUUUUUUAGGAAAAACAUUAUUCAAUCUAGGUAGGAAAGAAGAAUCUAUUGAAUACUUUGAUGUGGCUAUCAAAAAUAAUCCAAUGUGUUAUGAAGCUUAUUUGAGAAAAAGCAGAAUUCAAUCUAACUUAAUCACUUUAGGAAUGACAUUAUUUAAUUUAGACAGAUAUCGAGAGGCUAUUGAAAGUUUUGCCUAAUUAAUCGAAAUGUAACCAACUAAUUAUGAAUUUUGA
This is a messenger RNA of Paramecium octaurelia, 790 nucleotides long. NCBI's taxonomy places the organism in Eukaryota, Ciliophora, Oligohymenophorea, Peniculida, Parameciidae. The record is from the annotation of a GenBank genome assembly.